GUUGGGUCUUCUACAUUCAUUCUACACUACUAGUUUCUCUUUCCUUUUUGUUUGUUAUAUAUAUCAACAACUUGGGUGCUUGAUAUUAAAACUUGUGAAACCGCCGCACAUUAGGAUCACUGUUCAACUAUCCUACCACAGUUUACCAACUAUCAAAAUACCAACUUAGAGGACUAGUAGCCGAGACGGCAAAUUAAAAUCAUACUUUCCUCUUUGAUUUUGGUGUUUAACGCCUAUUUAAUUCAAAAAGAUGGCAAGGCUGUUAACAAAAUCCAAUCAAGUGAUUGAUUUUCUAUCCAACCAGCUUUCUAGAAGAAAUGCUCGACACUUUUGGGAAACUCAAGAGAAUUUAGAAUCGUCUAAUCCUUUACUACAAGAACCACCUGAGAACUAUAACAGUCUUAAUAUUUCAGAUUUACCUCCAUUAUCAAGAAGUGUUACCGUUGCUGAAAAUGAACAGUCUGGAGAGGCAAUAAAAUUGGGAACGUUUGAAGGUUGCUUUAUUCCUACUACUUUAAAUGUCUUAUCUAUUUUGCUCUACUUGCGGUUUCCAUGGAUCGUAGGAGAAGCAGGGGUUUUAAAGUCAUUAUUAAUGCUAGUUAUUAGCUACACCAUAGGAUUCCUCACAAGCUUAUCGAUAUCAGCAAUAUGCACAAAUGGUAUGGUACGAGGUGGAGGUGCGUAUUAUGCCGUUUCUAGGUCCAUUGGCCCUGAAAUGGGUGGUUCUAUUGGCUUUAUUUUUUAUAUCGGUCAGAUUCUAAAUACUGGUAUGAACAUUUCGGGAUUUGUUGAGCCCGUUAUUGGCUUAAUCGGAAAGAAUUCUGGAACAAUUAUUAAACUUUUUCCUGAAGGAUUUUGGUGGAACUUUGCUUAUACUACCGUCGUAUUAAUCCUUUGCUGCAGUUUGUGCUGCUUAGGUUCUGCGACAUUUGCAAGAGCAUCGAACGCACUUUUUUUUAUUAUCAUCCUUUCUACCAUAUCCAUCCCUAUUUCAGCUAUAUUGGUUCGUCCUUUCAAAAAUCCUAGCUUAGAUCUCUUUUUUACAGGAGUGAAAUUGUCAACCUUAACUGAUAACCUUUUCUCUUCAUAUACAAAGGAUUUAAAUACGAACAUUCAAGAGUCUUUUAAAAGUACAUUUGGUGUUUUUUUUCCUGCAAGCGCUGGUUUAUUAGCUGGUGCGAGUAUGUCCGGUGAUCUGAAGGCUCCUUCUCGUGCAAUUCCUAAAGGAACUCUUUCUUCUUUAUUUACAACGUUUCUCUUAUACUUGACUGUUAUCCUUUGUAUCGGUGCAUCCGUUACUCGAUCAGGCCUUUUGUUCGACAUGGAAGUCCUUGAACAUAUCAGUUUGCAUCCUUUGCUUAUCAUUUCUGGAAUAUUAGCCAGUGGUGCCUUCAGUUCUUUUAUGGGAAUCUUUGGUGCUGCAAAACUGCUUCAAGCAAUUGCCCGGGACGAUUUAAUCCCUGGUUUAUUUCUGUUUGCCAAAGGCUCUGGACAGCAAGAUAUACCAUUUCGAGCCAUUUUGCUAACUUAUUUCAUUACUCAAAUUAGUCUUUAUUGGGACAUAAACAUGCUUUCUUCGAUGAUAACAAUGACCUUUCUCUUAACUUUUGGCUUUAUAAACUUGGCUUGCCUUUUAUUAAGAUUAAGCAGCACUCCUAAUUUUCGUCCUACCUUUUCGUUCUUCAAUCGGUUCACUACCGGAUUCGGUUGUGUUUUGUCAUUUGGCAUAAUGUUUUAUAUUGACCGAAUAAAUGCGUUUGCCUCGUUUCUAAUUGCGGGAUUACUAAUUUUCGUUAUAUACUUCACGAGUCCCCCAAAAAAUUGGGGAGAUGUUUCGCAAGGAAUCAUUUAUCACCAACUUCGAAAGUAUCUUCUGCACACCAAUAAAGCAAAAGAGAAUAUCAAAUAUUGGCGUCCUCAAAUUUUAUUGCUCGUUAACAACCCAAACCGCUCGGAGAAUAUAAUUCGCUUUUGCAAUUCUUUGAAAAAAGGGUCUCUUUACAUUUUGGGGCAUGUUAUUGUGUCUAAGGAUUUUCAGGGAAGUAUGGAAGAAUUAAGAAAACAGCAGCAACUAUGGCACGAAUUCAUCCUUGAGAGAGAUAUUAAGGGGUUUGUUGAUCUUACUGUUGCACCAGACGAAGUGUGGGGAAUUCGUGGUCUUAUUUCGUCGGCUGGUUUGGGAGGUAUACGACCAAAUAUCGCCGUACUCACGUUUAUUAAUACAAGAUAUAAAAAAAUUGAUGCAGCUAAACGUAAAAGUCUCAAGGAUGAUGAUGAUUCCUCAAGUACGGAAGAUAUGACAGAAUCUCAGAUAGCCGAACAUGCAAUUUUACCUGUCAAAUGGGUUCAAAUUUUGGAAGAUAUUUUAGCUGGUCUCGUGGACGUGAUGGUGACUUAUGGAUUUGAUCGACUGCAAUGGCCUCAGACAAAAGGAACAAAGCGAUACAUUGAUAUGUUUCCGGUACACAUGGCGUCGAAUCUAGAAUCAAAUAGGAACAAAACAAGGCCCAUGUAUGCUACCAAUUUAGAGACUUAUACAAUGGUUUUCCAAUUAAGUUGGAUAUUGCAUACGUCACCUGAAUGGAAGCAAGGUUGCACAUUACGGCUACUUACUAUUGUUGAACAUGAAGAUGAAAUUGAGGCUGAAAAACAAAGUUUGCAGCAAUUACUAGAGACAUUCCGGAUGAAAGCUGAGAUAAAAGUCUUAUGUCUGUGCUUGAGCAAUUUAGAUGCUUAUAGGUAUAUUCUAAAAAAUGAGCCCAUUUCAGCUGAGAAAUCCGCUAAUAUAGAGUUCCUGCUGAAAGAUGAUCUUUGGUGGAAUGAACUUUCUAGACACCGUAAUAAUUCAACGACCUGUUCAAAAAGUACUAUAAUUCAACGAAAGGUUUCUAAUUACAGUUUUGGAUCAUCUAGUGUUGGGCAACUAACUGCUCCGCCAUUGAGCAUUCCUUUGAGUUUCCGACUUGGUCAAUCCCUAAAACCAGAUCACCCUUUUACUCGAUCUUCGAUGGAAAAUGAAUACUAUACUCCUCCUAAACUUCAUCGAUAUUACUCUGAUAGUACUGUUGAAUUACCUAAUGACACUCCACCGCAAUCACCUGAGGACUAUGAUGAUCAAAGCAUAGAAAGCAAAGAAGAGAAUUCAGAUAAAGACGCUGAGUUAACCUUUAAUAAUCUUUCUUCAAGAGCCCAGUACAUCGUUAUGAAUGAAAUGAUUCGGGAACACACAGAGAAUACAGCAGUAUUAUUUACUGUUUUACCGGCACCUCACGCCAAAACACAUGAAAACUUUACCAAGUCUGAACAAUAUGUGGAUGAUUUGCUUAUCUUUAUGAAGGGGUUACCUCCAUGUGGAUUAAUCCACUCCAAAAGCCUGACCAUUACGACAGCAUUAUAGAUUUUUUGGCAGAACUAUACCGAAUAACUGUACUUUAUUUAUUCAUGAAAUUAAUUAUUUAUUUUUUGAUUUUCCUACAUAAACAUGAUGUUGAAAUGUAUGUAGAAAAACAGAAGGGCC
Schizosaccharomyces cryophilus OY26 is the source of this 3517-nucleotide messenger RNA. Its product is annotated as arginine transporter Can1. The transcript has 2 exons. Gene Ontology annotation, cellular component: membrane. Gene Ontology annotation, biological process: chloride transmembrane transport; potassium ion homeostasis; potassium ion import across plasma membrane. Gene Ontology annotation, molecular function: potassium:chloride symporter activity. Bases 251 to 3397 code for a protein of 1048 amino acids. The record is from RefSeq and is a predicted model, not a curated record. NCBI's taxonomy places the organism in Eukaryota, Fungi, Ascomycota, Schizosaccharomycetes, Schizosaccharomycetales, Schizosaccharomycetaceae.